This is a messenger RNA of Podospora anserina S mat+, 2049 nucleotides long. RefSeq lists its product as uncharacterized. Gene Ontology annotation, cellular component: cytosol. Bases 1 to 2049 code for a protein of 682 amino acids. The transcript is spliced from 4 exons. Gene Ontology annotation, biological process: regulation of Golgi organization. The record is from RefSeq and is a predicted model, not a curated record. Lineage: Eukaryota; Fungi; Ascomycota; Sordariomycetes; Sordariales; Podosporaceae.
AUGGAGCCUUCUCCCCUAACACACCAGCCCCGGCCCGAGGUUUUCCAGCCCAAAAUCGUCCGGCUCUAUGAAGCCCUAUUCAAGGACGAUGAAGAUGCACCGGCCGAAAAGCCCGAAGGCUUCUGGAAGGAGUUCUUUCUCCUGCGGCCCGACCGCGCCAGCUUGAGGCGCAUGCUCGACGAGACCCCAGUCGGCGAUUUACUCCAUCUGUCGACCCAGACAAGGCAACUAUUCAUCAAGGCGGUACAGGCGUUGCGACGGCCAUAUGGAGUCGGGGAUCUGCAUGCACUCGACACCUUGUCCACGUUCAUGACUUGCGUGCUUGCAAAACGGUACACAAACCCGAGCUCGGAUAUCAUUGAGGUUUUGGCCGGGCUGGAUCAGAUCGAUACCGUGUUUGGGGACUUUGUCGCAGCGCUGGAGGGCCUCAUACGCAAUGGAAGGGGCCCAGGGGUAGAGUGUUGCCCACAUGGGGUUGGUCAUGCGCAGGACAAAAGGCAGCCGGCGGAUGGACAGGAACCACAGCAGCAGCAGCAGCAGCGAAAGGGGAAAUCCAACUGCACUUAUACAGCCGAUUUGCAGCAACGGGCGGUGGAACUGGCGCUCGCCGUGUCCUCGGGGGCGUAUCAAACGAGCUUGCUCACGUACUUUAUUCAGAGGGAUCUGUUCCCAGCGAUAAUAAGCUGUAUUCAAUCACAAUCUUCACUGGAAACUUCUGGCGACGAGACGAGGAUAACGAGGCCGUUCAUGCUGCUUGGACUGCUGGCCAACUACAACAAGUUUGAGUUUCAAAACCCUUAUCAAAUGCGCUUGAACGAUUUUGUCAACGAGCGGGUCAUCAAGGAUAUCGUCAAGGGCGUGGGCAAGACGUGCCAGAAGCUCCGGGAUCAGUAUAUCGAUGUCCAAGAAGACCUACCAGAAGGAUGGACGCUGGCCAACACGCUCAACAAGAUUGGGCUAGGGGCUAUUGCGCCAGGGGGAAAGCCCCCGCCCAAACCGGUCUACGACGCAGACACUGCCAAAAGAAUGUUUGCCGAGCUGCCGGGAGAGGAAGCUGCCGUCUUGCUUGCCACAUAUGAUUUUUCUCACGCCAACAAGCUGUUCAGUCUGGAGCUGGUGACCGGUGCCCCAAGGUCGGAAAAGGGGGAAGACUCCCCGUUUGCAAACUUCAUUUCUCUCACGUCCUACCUCCUCCAGCACGCCCACCUCUCCCAGAGAACAACCUUGUAUUGUCACCUCAACCUGAUGGUGUUCCGGUUACUGAUUGAGGACCCUGUCCUAUGCAAAAGGAUGUGUUCAGACGAAAGCAAAGUGCCGGUGAGGCUUUGCCGGCAACGAUCCCCUUAUUUGCCGCUGGUGCGGUCCGAGAGAGUGAUUGCCACAGCUGUCAUGGACACCAUGAUUGACGCCAUCAACCACAAUCUGCGACGCAGACUGGACGUCGGCCUCUACACGCUGUGUGUCGGCAUUCUGCUGCGAAUCAUUAGCUACAUGUCCCGGUCGCGAACACGGCUGCAGUACCACUGGGCUGACCUGUUUCGGUCUCUACUCAGCCUGAUCCGAUUCCUGACAACAUAUGCCUCUGAUCUCAAGGGGCUGAGUCACAUCAACACGCUGUUGGAUCAUGUGGUCAAUUUGCUCGCCUUGGGACUGUCGGCCGGUGAGACAUUCUUACCCACACCGGCAGCGUACGACGAUCUGUUUUACAAGGUUGUCGAAACGGGGGAGGUGCUGGUGAAGUUUAGAGAUACCUACGGGCUGGCCAACAGGGCGAGCAACUCCAUCGAUACGCUUGUCAGCGUCAGUGUCCACUACAAGGAGAUGCUGGGAACUGAUGGAUCCAAAGCGGUCAAGGGCAAGAGAACCGGGGGGCAGUUGACCAGUCUGCAAGUGGCCGAGGUGAUCAAGCAGGGCUACGAGACGCUCAGCAUCCAGGCAAAGGAGGGGUUGGAUAGCUGGGAAAAGUACAGAGAGGCGGAUGAGCGGACGCUGCUGAAGAAGAUGGGAAGGCAGGCGGUAGGAGACGUGGGGGCGCUGAUUUCAAGGUGA